Molecule: messenger RNA, 1396 nt
Organism: Aspergillus saccharolyticus JOP 1030-1
Lineage: Eukaryota; Fungi; Ascomycota; Eurotiomycetes; Eurotiales; Aspergillaceae
Product: SDR family oxidoreductase
Exons: 2
Coding region: 61-1086 (341 amino acids)
Molecular function (GO): oxidoreductase activity, acting on the CH-OH group of donors, NAD or NADP as acceptor
Source: RefSeq, a predicted model, not a curated record
CCUAUAUCACAACCAGAUACUAAAGGAUAAAGCCGCCCUUUUAUUUCAAAUCCCACUAAUAUGUCCACCCCCCGGGACCAGGAAAUCCUUAUCACUGGAGCUUCUGGCUUCGUCGCGACACAUAUUGUCAAAUCCUUUCUUGAGCAUGGCUACCGAGUUCGUGGCACAGUUCGAUCUGAGCAGUCAGCAGCCAAUGUGCGCGACAUCUUCUCUCAAUAUUCUGAUCGGUUGUCGUUCGCCAUAGUUAAGGAUAUAGCGCAGCCUGGAGCCUUCGAAGAGGCAGUAAAGGGAAUAGAUGGGAUCAUUCAUACCGCCUCGCCUUUUCAAUUUGUGGUUGAGGACCAGGAAAAAGACCUCCUCCAGCCUGCAAUUCGUGGGACGCUUGAAAUUCUUCGAGCUGCGCAGGCGCGUUCACGCAUCACUCGAGUUGUGAUAACUUCGUCCUUUGCCGCUAUGGCCAACCUGCAUCAAGGACUAUGGCCUGAGCACACAUACACCGAGGCCGAUUGGAAUCCCGAAACGUACGAAAACGCUAGGGCAGCCGAUGGUGUGAGCGCAUAUUGCGCUUCCAAAGCGUUCGCUGAGAAGGCUGCCUGGGAUUUUAUGGAAAAAGAGAAGCCACAUUUCAGCUUAGCAACUAUUUGUCCGCCUAUGAUCUACGGCCCAGUCGAGCAGUGUGUUCAAGAUAUGAGCAAAUUGAACACCAGCGCUGCCGAUAUUUAUCAGCUGAUGAAUGGUAGUAUGACUGAAGUGCCUGUAAUGGGAUUUCCUGCUUGGGCCGAUGUCCGCGAUGUUGCCGAUGCUCAUCUUCGAGCGUUUCAGAUCAAUGAAGCUAUGAAUGAGCGGUUCUUUAUCACGUCAGGUAAUUACAACUACCAGCAAGUGUGCGAAAUCCUGCGUGCAAAUUUCCCUCAGAUCAAGGAUAAAGUUCCACAUAGCCAGAUCGGACAAAUUCAACCAGCCGUUUACAAAGUUUCUAACCAGAAGGCUCAAGCAGUGCUUGGAAUGCGAUUCCGGUCAUUGGAGAGCAGUAUCAAGGAUACCGCAGAAAGCUUACUUAAACUGGAAAAGAAGGUGGAGAAAUGAGAACGCUAUACGGUAGUGAAGGGACAACAGAGAGAAGUCUGAGAGAUGCAUAAGGUGGACAUGUCGGUUUUGGACCUGAUCCGACCUAUCUACUUACAAUUUUGGGUACUGAUUUGUGCUUGAAAGAAUUGUUGUUUGAAAAUUUGAUCCCAGUCUCAUCUGCUCACACUUGCUGGCUGGCCAAGAAAAUUCUCUAACAACCUUCUCGAGUUUGUGCUUUGAAUAUUUCUCCCAGCAGGUGCUGGGAGCAAAGACCGGAUUCUGUUUAAUAUCAGUCACUUCCAGUCGGUUUUUCACGGCUAUAUUGCAC